This is a messenger RNA of Haemonchus placei, 876 nucleotides long. Lineage: Eukaryota; Metazoa; Nematoda; Chromadorea; Rhabditida; Trichostrongylidae. The record is from the annotation of a GenBank genome assembly.
AUGGACACAGGACACCGUGUGGCGGCAUAUCGUUUCGUCGCCUAUGCCGCGGUCACAUUCUCCGUGGUGGCGGUGCUCUCCGUUUGCGUCACACUUCCAAUGGUUUAUAACUAUAUUCACCAUGUGAAGCGAUCGAUGCGUCUGGACAUCAAAUUCUGUAAGGGUUCCGCCAAAGAAAUCUGGGGUGAAGUAGCCCACAUGAGAAGCAAUCCCAUAGCCAACAGAACUACUCGUCAAGUUGGAGGCUCGUGUGACGCCUGUUGCAUGCCAGGUCCUCCAGGACCUCAAGGGGCUCCAGGUAGACCUGGUCGACCAGGCGCCCCUGGAUCCCCGGGAAUGCCAGGAGCUCCCGGACGCCCACCGAUGCAGCCAUGUGAGCCUAUGACUCCUCCGCCGUGCCGUCCAUGCCCAGCAGGACCUCCCGGUCCUCCUGGGCCAGCUGGACCUCCAGGACCACCUGGAGCGAAUGGAGCAGCUGGUAUGGUCGGCGCUGCUGCUCCACCUGGACCACCAGGACCCAGAGGACCGCCAGGACCACCAGGAAAACCUGGAGGGCCUGGAAUGCCAGGACCUCCUGGAGAGAACGCAGUUGGAUCACCAGUAAUGGCAGCAGGCCCUGGUCCUAUGGGACCACCCGGACCUAUGGGACCACCAGGUCCUCCAGGACAACCUGGAAUGGCAGGACGAAUGGGAGCACCAGGACCUAAAGGACCACCUGGUCCAAACGGAAUGCCUGGAGCACCAGGACAGCCGGGAUCGCCAGGAAUGGCUGGUGCAUCUGGAGCAGCCGGUGAACGGGGAAUCUGUCCAAAGUAUUGUGCCAUCGACGGUGGAGUAUUCUUCGAAGAUGGAACACGUCGUCGUCGCAAGAAGUAG